GAGGAGCCAAACGGACGGCCCAGAUUUCAUGUAAGCACUCCUGUCCACGCCAACCCGAUGGAAGCCGAUCCCCAAAACUGAAGCAGAGAACCCGAUCGGAGCAAUAAUGGACGCCCUCACCCGCCUCCACCGGUCGCUCGCCGGCGGCGACGACGAGGAGUGGCAGGAGGACGACAUCCUCGGUGAUACCGAAGGCCUCUGCUCUCUGUCCCCUCUCCAGCGGCUCUACGCCUUCGCGGCUUGCUUGGUUGCUGGACUCGCCCUCAUGAUGCUGUCACUUAUUGUUUUCGCCAGACCUAUCAAAUUUUCUCUGUUGUUUACAUUUGGAAACAUAAUGGCAGUUGGCAGCACAGUCUUCGUAAUGGGGGUAAAUAAACAAUUGAGGAUGAUGCUUGACCCAGUUCGUGUUUAUGCAACGGCUAUUUAUGCUGGAUGUGCUGUUUUUGCUCUGAUUUUCGCUCUUUUGAUUCAUGACAAGCUGCUAACAUUGAUUGCAAUCAUAUGUGAGAUAUGUGCACUCUUCUGGUAUAGCUUGAGCUACAUCCCUUUUGCUCGGCGGAUCGUCUCCGACCUGAUGGUGAAGCUCUGCGACACUGAACUAUGAUUUCAUCGCUCCAGCAAAAUCAGAGACCCGGUUCAUCUCCAUCGCUCCAGCAGUGCAUGUAUUCCGCCCAUUUCCCUGUUCUCUGAUGACUGGUGGCUGGAUCAAGCUCCGUAUUGUGCAUAAAUGCUACACGAGCGGCACUUUACUUGUGCAGCUCACAACUCCCUUCUGUAAUCCUUGAUUCCAUUUGUUUAUUUGAACUGAAUCAAAUUCUGUGCAAAUUACAGUAGUUGCUACAAAACCCAGA
Messenger RNA from Triticum urartu, 851 nucleotides. Its product is annotated as Got1/Sft2-like vescicle transport protein family. NCBI's taxonomy places the organism in Eukaryota, Viridiplantae, Streptophyta, Magnoliopsida, Poales, Poaceae. Gene Ontology annotation, cellular component: membrane. The record is from RefSeq and is a predicted model, not a curated record. Gene Ontology annotation, biological process: vesicle-mediated transport.